AUGGGGUUCACCAGUAGCAGACAGAAGAGGGGAUACCGGUGUUUGUGGUUGGCAGCGAUAAAUAUGGUGGUCCAAAGUACCGCAGAAUGUCCAACAUUUGUGAGAGGCGCAUCCAGUUCGUACAUUGACGUAACGUGUUCCACACAGGGAGUUGCUGUGCUUGUUCAGAACUGGAAUGUUGUAGAGGAAGAAACUCUUAGUGACCACAAAUUUAUUUACUUUGAAAUUACAGGCAGGAACAGCGGGUACCAUGAACGCAUAGAAAAAACCAAAGUACAGCAUGGCAGGGAGACCUUCAGGUCAGUACUAGAGUGGACGGUUUUGUCUACCACCGACAAUUGCAACCCAAAGACGUCCGCAGAGCUCAUCGAGCAAGCCUGUCAGGUGAGCGGGAGGUCUACUAGUAGGUCUCGGAGUUUUGUGCCGAACUGGUGGAACGAAGAGAUCGAUACCAAAAGACGGGCAUGCAAGACAGCCAGCCGGAGAUGUACAAGGCGGCAUAGAAUAGGUUACAUAACCGAGGAAGCGCAACUAUUGGAAGAAUAUAAAAAGGCGAAAAAAGAUCUUCGUCGGGCAAUUGACGCAUCUAGGAAAAAACUAAGGCUGGAGCUGUAUGACUCGCUAAAAGAAGAUAUCUGGGGUGAUGGAUACCGCAUAGUUACUGGAAAGCUAACAAACAGGCUAACAGCGGAUCUGACAACCGAAACCAAGUUGCAGAUUGUUAUGGAGUUAUUUCCGCAUAAGACCGAUAUUCUUCAGGAGGAUCCAACAUGCGAAAACGUAGUGCUUUUUACCCAAGUGGAACUGUUAGAAGCUGCUAGUGCUAUGAAAAUAAACAAGUUACUAGGGAUAGAUGGCAUACUGCCUGAAGCAGUGAAAGACGUAAUCAAAGUGGCGCCUGUGUGGAUGCUAACAAUGCUGAACCUACUACUGCUACUACAGGAGCUUCCAUCAGAAUGGAUAAUUGCUAAGCUCGUCCUCUUGCUGAAAGAGCGUAAAACGGUGGGACACCCUGCGUCCUAUCGGCACAGCUGUUUACUGAAUACACUGAGGAAACUAUAUGAGUGGUUUAUCACGAAAACGCUACAGGAAGAAAUAGUUGAAAGUGGAGGCUUUGCUGAUCAUCAGUAG
Messenger RNA from Acanthoscelides obtectus, 1131 nucleotides. NCBI's taxonomy places the organism in Eukaryota, Metazoa, Arthropoda, Insecta, Coleoptera, Chrysomelidae. The record is from the annotation of a GenBank genome assembly.